Nylanderia fulva is the source of this 2605-nucleotide messenger RNA. RefSeq names its product Sugar baby transporter (gene Sugb). The record is from RefSeq and is a predicted model, not a curated record. Gene Ontology annotation, cellular component: membrane. Lineage: Eukaryota; Metazoa; Arthropoda; Insecta; Hymenoptera; Formicidae. Gene Ontology annotation, molecular function: transmembrane transporter activity.
AAGACUAGCUAUAUAAAUCGCGUUUAAAUAUGUCGCAAUAAAGUCUCAAUGAAUCUUCGAACAGGUUCAUAAAUCUAAUCAAGACAUACAUCUAUAGUAUAUGAAGUAUAAUCCUAUAGAUAAAAUUGCGUAACAGGCCGAUAAAACGAAAACGAAAAAAGACCGCCAAAGUGCCUGUAUCUAUUCUAUUCCUUAUCUCCGUCUCGUGAUUCGUCGAGAGAGUGACACAGUGACAGUAUCUCGAUUCUCGAUUCUCGAGUGGCGGGUGACAGGUCGGUGAGCAAAGUGCGCGGAGAGGAUCUUGGUUAAGCAACGUCUCGCGCGCGUGAGAUGGUGAAUAUUAUCGCGUACUCGAUUAGCCCCGAUUAGCCCGAUUAUUUGUCAGCACGAGUACAAAUUAUAAAUCAAGGACAUUACUGACUGAUCGUAUACGAGCUGCAACAUGUUGGAAAACGUAAAUAAGGAAUUGGCGCCUAUGAAGUCGCAUUAUUUUCUUUACAAUGCUGCAACUGCACCAAUGGUACAAUUUUUGCCAACGAUUGGAAAACAAUUGGGCUUCUCUGGGACAUUAGUCGGCACAAUAUACACAGUAUUACCUAUCUCUGGUCUGAUUGCAAAACCAUUGUUUGGUGGCUUAGCUGACAAAUUCAGAUUGCACAAGACUUUCUUUUUGAUAUUCCAAGUUUUAUUGACAAUAGCUUUCUUCUCUAUUUAUUUUAUCCCUGAGGUGGACAGGAUCGCAAGCGUGACUCUUAUCUGUGACAGUACUAUACCGUUUCUGAAGAUUUGUCCACGGACCAAAUUCUCACAGAAAACAUUGAGCGCCGUAAUAGUAGAAAAUAUCCAUACUAAUUCAGUUUGUGAGUUAUCCUGUGAAGGAAUAUCUCAUGGUUACAUAGAAUUAUCUGGCAAGAAUGUUUCAAUGAACAGCACAUUUGAUUUUAGUGCACAAUUUGAUAUAUAUCAAGAUUUACUUACUAAUGUUUGUGUAGAUGUAAAGGUAAAUAUGUUUCUGGACAGUGUCACACAUGUUCCAGUAUGCGGGGACAAUUUGAAAACUAGAUGCAUGGCAACCUGUCACAACAACAGUGCAUUUAAUCAUCUUUUACAAGAAGCCAAAGAUUCACACAACGAUGCAAAACAAUCUACUUACCAAUUUCAUCUAUUUUUGUGGGCAGCCAUAAUAAGUUGGGUCGGAAUGGCUGUUGUAGUCAGUAUAGGAGAUGCCAUUUGUUUUGAUCUUCUUGGUUACGAGAGGAGGAAUGAUUAUGGGAAGCAGAAAAUGUGGGGCAGCAUUGGUUUUGGCUGGUUUGGUAUAGGUGCGGGCUAUCUGGUGGACCUUUCGAGUCAAGGACAGCACGAAAAAGAUUACACUUGUAUAUUUUACAUUAUGCUGAUAGCUAUGUUGGCCGAUAUCCUUGUAGUAUCUCUGACAUUGAGAAAGAAAAAUCCAGAAUGCUCUACGGAUGAACCGUCACUAUUGCGGGAACUAUUGAACGUUGUCAAAGAAGGGAGAGUAUUGGUGUUUGCCUGGUGGUGCAUAGGCGCCGGGAUGUGUACAGCAGUCAUUUGGAACUUUCUGUUUUGGUACAGCGAAGAUCUAGCAACCAGCUCUCACAUUGAAUGGAUUAAAACUCUACAGGGUCUUAUGACCGGUGUUCAGUGUUUCUUAGGAGAAUUACCUUUCAACUUUGUAUCAGGCAGCGUAUUGAAGAAACUCGGCCACAUGAACGUCAUGAGUCUGGUGUUGCUCAUUUAUGCAAUCAGAUUUAUGGCAUACAGCAUUAUAUCAAAUCCUUGGCUGUUUUUAAUUCUUGAAUUGCUCCAUGGACCCUCGUUUGGUCUAUGUUGGCCAACAAUGGUGUCUUAUGGUGAUAAAGUGACACCAUCUGGUACCAAAGCUACUAUGCAAGGCUUUGUUGGUGCUGUCUUUGAAGGAAUUGGAGUGGCAAGCGGUAGCUUCAUAUGUGGUUGGUUGAUGGACACAUUUGGAGGUGUUACACUACUAAGAACGUUCUCAGUAGGUGCACUCAUAUGGUUGAGCGUAUUUUGGUUGCUGGAACUCUUACUGAGGAAGAUGAAAGCCAAUCCAUUACAGCAAGGCCAUAGUCAUUUAGCAAAUUAUGCCAAUCCAGACGACGCUAUUCUUAUGACGAUAAGUCAAGAAUUGCAAACCUAUUAAUAGAGUAAUUUUGCAUGGGAUGAAAAUAUUAUUGCUCAAUUGAUAACUGAGCAAAAUUAAUCUUUCACUGCAUAUGCACUGCAUGCUGAAAGAAAUAUUUGUCUUGUCGUAAUAUUUUGUCUUUUUAUAAUCACAAGAAAUUUUAAUAUAUCAUUCAGUAUUAUAUCAUAAGUGUAAUUUAUGUCGCGCACACAUACAAUCAUCUCUAUUGUAAUAUAUUUUUCUAAAUUAUCUUUUUCAUUUAUUUACCUUUGUAUUUUCACACGCGCCAAAGAUGAUACCAAAUUAAAAUUUUGCUGAGAUAAAAGUAUUACAAAUUGAUAGUUUUGUGUGUGUAUGAAAUAUAAAAAUAUAAAUUGUAAAAUUAAUGCGUAUCAUGUGAUGUUUAGAUUUUGAGCAUUAGAAUUCGACAAUUUUAUCACA